AUGUUGGAUUGGCCUUUUAAGGAUGAAUGUGAAAAGUUCAAGACCAUUAUUGCAAAUUCAGGGUUGGCUGAUGCUGCGGAGAACUCAAUGUUGGAACAUGACCGGGUGGCUAUAUCGGCGUUUGUUGAGAGACUUUAUCCUGAGACCGACACCUUCCAUCUGUCGUUUGAGGAGAUGACGAUUACCCCAGAUGAUGUUGUGCAGAUUGUUAGACUCCCUGUCCAUGACAAAGGUGUUAGGGCUGAGUUCACAAAGCAGUUGGAAUGGACCAAACUUUAUGAUCUAACUAAAAAGUAUUUGGGUUGGGAUGAAGAAACAUCUACAACUGAGUUCAAGAGAUGCAUGAAGUAUAGAACUAGACAGUUCAACAUUAGUACUCUGAUGGAUAUGUUCAAGGGAACCAACGAAAAAGAAGAGAAAGGAACUUUAACCGAUGAGCAAGUCAACCACGCGGCCACCGCAUAUCUCCUAUGUGUAUUGGGAUGUGUCAUUUUCCCCAAUACCAGUGGAAAUCGGGCAUGGAUCUACGACCACUUCCCUAUCUUGAAAUUGGCCAUUGAAAACCCGGCGUGGAAGAAAGGCGAUCCUAGAGGAACAAAGUACGUCUUCGAUGAAAACCAUUAUAGGAUGAAGGAGCAGCAGCUUAUUCGUUUGAGGGAGGUUUUGAAUUCACUGACAGCCCAAGACGUAUGCUUUGAUCCGUACAAGGAAGACCGAGCUGAUGGACAUAUCGCGGGUCGAUCCGAUUUGUGCCCUUAUUUUGGACCGUUGUGGCAGCCCACGGGAUAUGUGAUGUACAAUUCCUCAAGGGUGAUGCGACAACACGGUUUUGUACAAGGUAUACCAAAAGGAGGAAAUCCAUGGAAAUUUCUCUUUGAUCCUGGAGGAGUGCACGUCUGA
Papaver somniferum (opium poppy) is the source of this 900-nucleotide messenger RNA. RefSeq lists its product as uncharacterized. The transcript has 2 exons. The record is from RefSeq and is a predicted model, not a curated record. Bases 1 to 900 code for a protein of 299 amino acids. NCBI's taxonomy places the organism in Eukaryota, Viridiplantae, Streptophyta, Magnoliopsida, Ranunculales, Papaveraceae.